AUGUUCCACGAAGGCGAUCUACAGUCUGGCAUAUCGCUCGCCAUCACCGAAGGCAAGUUCGUAGCUUGCUUCAUCCGCCAGAACGACAACGAAGAGAGCCGGACAUGGGAGGAAGAAUGGCUGGGCCAGGGACGCCGCACAUCAUCGCGAGAACACGAGACCAUGCAGAACAUGUCAGAUGUCUUCAGUACGCGAGCUGUCAUACUGCGGAUAGAGCUGGGUAGCCAGGAAGCUGGAUUCCUGAGCGCAUUCUGCCCCAUCGACCAAGCACCAACUUUCAUCGUCAUACACAACGGACAAGUGCUGGAGAAAGUGGGAAGUGGUGUAAGCAAAGAAGACUUCGUACGAAGGGUCAGUGCUGCGCUUGGUAUUGAAGUCAGUGUCCAACGGAGAAGCGACUUCCACGACAUGCGAGAAGAGCAGGGCGGACGCAGCCGGGAAGAGAUCAACGACCAGGCCGAUAUGAGGAGUAGAAUGGAAGCACCACAGACCAGAGAAGCCACAACUGAAGUGACGGGCGCAGUCGACGACGAUGAGUUCGUUUCACAGCAACUUUCACACGAAGCAGCAACAUCCUCAACAUCAGCGACAGUGGACCCGGCAGAUCGCGAGACCAGAGCAUCGUCAACUGCGACGCCACAAGCUGGCGAAUCCGCGAACAUGUCGGAGCUCUUCGGGCCGGAUCGGGCGAAGCGACAUGAAGAAGAGAAGGCGAAGCAAGAAGCAGCGGAGAAGGCCAAGCGGAAAGCAAUAGCUGAUCGCAGACGGAAGGAGGCCGAAGAGGCACAUGCAGCACAUCGUGGCGACAAAGGCAAAGGCAAGGCAUCCGAUGUGUCCGGGAAAGAGAAAGCAAGACGAGAUUGGCUUGUUCAGCAAAAGCAGCGCAAAGAUGAAGCACAGCAGGAGAAAGCACGCAUAUUAGCCGGCAUUGAGGCGGCCAAACAAGAGAGAAAGGCAAGAUCACAACGACCUCCACCCGAGGACGCACCCAGCUCGUCACUCGCUCCCUCCGCAGAUGCUGCUUCGAGGAGAAGGAUGGGCCCUGGCGGGAUGUGCAACCUUCUGAUUCGACUGUUCGAUGGUACAUCGAUCAAAGGACGCUUCGAGCCAAAUGCGAAUCUUGCUACGGCCGUGCGAGACUGGAUCAAGCAGCAAGCAACGGGAGCACAAGCCGGUGGUGAAGGUGGCACAGCGGCAGAAGGCAACGUACCUUUCACCUUCAAGCAGAUCAUGGCACCACAACCGAGUCGAAGCAUUGAGAUGUCAGAGGAGUUUCAGUCACUCGCAGAUCUUGGGUUGGUGCCCAACGCGACACUUGUCUUGAUCCCAGUUCAAGGCUAUACGGAUGCAUACUCAUCGGCUGGUGGCCGAGGAUACAUGAGCACAGCACUUCAUGCUGCUUAUGGUGUUGCAAAUACGGCUACGAGCAUUGUGUCUUCCGCAUUGUCGUACGUGCCUGGCUUUGGCGGAGCUGCGCCUGCCAGUGAGGUGCCAGCGUCCAGUAGUCCAUCCAUUGCGACAGCGUCUGGUGAAAGUAGCAGUUCCGGGAGCAUCAAGGUCAAGACGUUGGCUGAUCAACGUGCCGAAGCGGCGAAGAAGCAGGAUCCUCAGACGUUUUACAAUGGCAACUCUUCUGCCUUUGAAGGCAGGAAAGAUGAUGAUGAUAAGAAGUGA
Messenger RNA from Fulvia fulva, 1674 nucleotides. RefSeq lists its product as uncharacterized. The record is from RefSeq and is a predicted model, not a curated record. Bases 1 to 1674 code for a protein of 557 amino acids. The transcript has a single exon. Lineage: Eukaryota; Fungi; Ascomycota; Dothideomycetes; Mycosphaerellales; Mycosphaerellaceae. Gene Ontology annotation, molecular function: protein binding.